CUCCUAAUAGGGGAGGAGAACGAGAACACAUGACAAGACAGAAACUGCAUUUCUGUUAGUCCAUAAAGCACUUGGAAGACUGCUUUGCUUUCCCAUCAGGCAUCCUGCAUUCUGUUCUCCUACAAGGAACUUUGAUUAUAUUAUCCGAAGAAUCACCGAUUAAAAUAUUAAAAACUGCCAAGAGCUGUGUGGCUGCUGAAAAAUGUCUUCAAUCUUAAAAGUAUUUGGGAGAGAAGACAAAGAGAAAGAUAAGAAAAAGGAGAAGGAAAAGGAAAAGGAAAAGAUAAAAGAGAAGAAAGAUGGAGACAAAGAGAAAAAGAAGAAGAAAGAGAAAAAGCAUGACGGACAAGAAGAUGACAGCAGCAGCAGCAGCAGCUCAGACAGUGAUUCUGAGAAGGGUCACAAGGAGAAAAAGAAGGAAAAAGACUAACCUUGUGGUUACGUACAGCUAACGCAGAAACAGCAGCAGAGUUCCCCUCAGUGCAUUUGAUAACAUUCUACCUGAAAGAGGAACAAAAAAUCUCUGACUGUUACACUCAAAAUAAAAUAACUUGGUUGUUUUGUACAUGAAAGUACAACUUCCUUCAUAAGAA
Molecule: messenger RNA, 593 nt
Organism: Sphaerodactylus townsendi
Lineage: Eukaryota; Metazoa; Chordata; Lepidosauria; Squamata; Sphaerodactylidae
Product: mental retardation GTPase activating protein homolog 4-like
Exons: 5
Coding region: 203-430 (75 amino acids)
Source: RefSeq, a predicted model, not a curated record